UCCGUGUCAGCUUGCUCUCCUCGAGCGAGUGCCUCGAACUUUUAGGUGGACGAUGUCGGAAAGUAACUCGGCAGAGCGCGGCAACAGAGACGAGGAGCAGGUGCCUGGUGCUAAAGUCAUCGCCCAGGCCCUGAAAACGCAAUCCCCAGGGGGUGAAGUACAUGUUUGGCGUCGUGGGCAUCCCGGUGACCGAAAUCGCCUUUGCCGCCCAGGAGCUGGGCAUCAGAUACGUCGGGAUGAGGAAUGAGCAAGCGGCUUGUUAUGCUGCUUCCGCGGUUGGAUAUCUGACAGACCGGCCAGGAGUAUGCCUUGUUACCUCUGGCCCAGGUCUCAUCAAUGCCUUGACUGGUAUGGCAAAUGCAAACAUGAACUGCUGGCCCUUGCUUGUAAUCGGUGGUUCCUGUGAAAGAAGUCAGGAAACAAUGGGAGCCUUCCAGGAGCUUCCUCAGGUGGAAACUUGUAGAUUAUAUAGCAAGUUCUCUGCCCGGCCAAGCAGCAUACAAGCUAUUCCCUCUAUUAUUGAAAAGGCGGUGAGAAGCAGUAUUUACGGCCGUCCAGGUGCUUGCUAUGUUGACAUGCCUGCAGAUAUUGUGGACCUCAAGGUGAAUGUGAGUUCUAUAAAGUACGUGGAGUGCUGCAUGCCACCUCCUGUUAGUAUGGCAGACGGCUCUGCUGUGUGUAUGGCAGCAUCUGUUCUUAGGAAUGCCAAGCAGCCCCUUAUCAUCAUCGGGAAAGGUGCGGCUUAUGCCCGUGCAGAGGAGGCUGUGUGGAAACUGGUGGAGCAAUGUAAAUUGCCUUUUUUGCCAACUCCCAUGGGAAAGGGUGUUAUUCCUGACAACCAUCCAAACUGUGUAGGUGCUGCCAGGUCCAGGGCUUUGCAGUUUGCUGAUGUAAUUGUGUUAUUUGGUGCCAGAUUAAAUUGGAUUUUGCAUUUUGGACUGCCUCCACGAUUUCGGCCAGAUGUGAAGUUUAUCCAGGUUGAUAUCUGUGCAGAAGAAUUGGGGAAUAAUGUAAGACCUGCUGUGACUUUGUUAGGAGACAUAAAUGCUGUCACUAAACAGCUUUUAGAACAAUUUGAUAGAACACCGUGGCAGUAUCCUCCAGAGAGCAAGUGGUGGAAAACUCUGAGAGAAAAAAUGAAGAGCAAUGAAGCUGUAACCAAGGAAUUAGCUUCCAAAAACUCCCUGCCUAUGAAUUAUUUUACGGUGUUCUACCAUGUUCAAGAACAACUACCCAAGGACUGUUUCGUGGUAAGUGAAGGAGCAAAUACUAUGGAUAUUGGACGCACUGUGCUUCAAAACUACCUUCCUCGGCACAGGCUUGAUGCUGGUACUUUUGGAACGAUGGGAGUUGGUUUGGGAUUUGCCAUUGCAGCUGCUGUAGUGGCUAAAGAUAGAAACCCAGGACAGCGGGUCAUCUGUGUGGAGGGAGACAGUGCCUUUGGGUUUUCUGGCCUGGAAGUGGAGACCAUCUGCAGGUACAACUUGCCAAUUGUACUUCUGGUGGUGAAUAAUAAUGGAAUUUACCAAGGUUUCAAUGCAGAUACUUGGAAGGAAAUGUUAAAAUUUGGAGAUGCUACUUUUGCAGCCCCGCCACUCUCUCUUCUGCCAAACGCACAUUAUGAGCAGGUCAUGACUGCAUUUGGAGGUAAAGGGUAUUUUGUACAAACUCCAGAAGAACUCCAAAAGUGCCUGAGUCAGAGCUUGGCAGACACAACUAAACCUUCUCUUAUCAACAUUAUGAUUGAACCGCAAGCUACACGGAAGCCCCAGGAGUUUCACUGGCUGACCCGCUCUAAUAUUUAAAUGAAGAUGCCAAUGAGUGGUCUUAAGGAGUUUUCUCUUUCCUGUAAGAUGGAAUUUUAUUUCCCACAGCAAAAUUACCAUAAUGUUAAAAUUCUUGUGCAAAAAGAAAUAAAAACAUUUCCAAAUGACA
Molecule: messenger RNA, 1935 nt
Organism: Equus quagga
Lineage: Eukaryota; Metazoa; Chordata; Mammalia; Perissodactyla; Equidae
Gene: HACL1
Product: 2-hydroxyacyl-CoA lyase 1
Exons: 17
Coding region: 162-1805 (547 amino acids)
Biological process (GO): fatty acid alpha-oxidation
Cellular component (GO): peroxisome
Molecular function (GO): magnesium ion binding; thiamine pyrophosphate binding; catalytic activity
Source: RefSeq, a predicted model, not a curated record